GGCCAUUGAAUAGAAAAAGGGCAGGUCUGCUGCGCCCUCCUUCCCACCCCCCUUCCCGCCCAGGGUGUGGAGCACUGGCCAGGUGUCGGCUUGGGUGGUUGGUUACCGCCUUUUGCACCAGCAGCGGCGAGGAGGAGGAGGGGGGGUGGGCGCUCUUUCCUUUUCUUUUAGGAGAGGUUUUAGCACAGGUUUUCUCUUCUCACUUCCACUCCACCUCACCGCCUCCCGACCCCCCUUUUCCCCCUCCCCACCUAUCGUCAUGACGGCGUCUCCGGAUUACUUGGUGGUGCUUUUUGGAAUCACUGCUGGGGCCACUGGGGCCAAGCUGGGCUCGGAUGAGAAAGAGCUGAUCCUGCUGUUAUGGAAAGUCGUGGAUCUGGCCAACAAGAAGGUGGGACAGUUGCACGAAGUACUAGUUAGACCGGAUCAGUUGGAGCUGACGGAAGAUUGUAAAGAAGAAACUAAGAUCGACGCCGAAAAGCUGUCCUCGGCGCCGCAGCUGGACCAAGCACUGCGACAGUUUAACCAGUCAGUGAGCAAUGAACUGAAUAUUGGCGUAGGAACUUCUUUCUGUCUCUGUACUGAUGGGCAGCUUCAUGUCAGGCAAAUCCUGCAUCCCGAGGCUUCCAAGAAGAAUGUAUUAUUGCCUGAAUGCUUCUAUUCCUUUUUUGAUCUUCGAAAAGAAUUCAAGAAGUGUUGCCCUGGUUCACCUGAUAUUGAUAAACUGGAUGUUGCAGCAAUGGCAGAGUGUUUAAAUUUAGAGAAGAAUAGUUCAGUCUCCCGGUAUGGAGCCUCUCAAGUCGAAGAUAUGGGGAAUAUAAUUUUAGCAAUGAUUUCAGAGCCUUAUAGUCACAGGUUUUCAGAUCCAGAAAGAGUGAAUUACAAAUUUGAAAGUGGCACUUGCAGCAAGAUGGAGCUGAUUGAUGACAACACAGUGGUCAGGGCCCGAGGUUUACCAUGGCAGUCUUCGGAUCAGGAUAUUGCAAGAUUCUUCAAAGGGCUCAAUAUCGCCAAGGGAGGUGCAGCACUUUGCCUGAAUGCCCAGGGUCGCAGGAACGGGGAGGCACUGGUUCGGUUUGUGAGUGAGGAGCACAGAGACCUUGCCCUGCAGAGGCACAAACACCACAUGGGAACCCGCUACAUUGAGGUUUACAAAGCAACAGGUGAAGAUUUUCUUAAAAUCGCUGGUGGUACAUCCAACGAGGUAGCCCAGUUUCUCUCCAAGGAAAAUCAAGUCAUUGUCCGCAUGCGGGGGCUCCCAUUCACAGCCACAGCUGAGGAAGUGGUGGCCUUCUUUGGACAGCAUUGCCCCAUCACUGGGGGGAAGGAGGGCAUCCUGUUUGUGACCUACCCAGAUGGCAGGCCAACAGGGGAUGCUUUCGUCCUCUUUGCUUGUGAGGAGUAUGCACAGAACGCGCUGAGGAAGCAUAAGGAUUUGUUGGGUAAAAGAUAUAUUGAACUCUUCAGGAGCACAGCAGCUGAAGUUCAGCAGGUGCUGAAUCGAUUCUCCUCGGCCCCUCUCAUUCCACUUCCAACCCCUCCCAUUAUUCCAGUACUACCUCAGCAGUUUGUGCCCCCCACCAAUGUUAGAGACUGUAUUCGCCUUCGAGGUCUUCCCUAUGCGGCCACAAUUGAGGACAUCCUGGACUUUCUGGGGGAGUUUUCCACAGAUAUUCGAACUCACGGGGUUCACAUGGUACUGAAUCACCAGGGCCGCCCAUCAGGAGAUGCCUUUAUCCAGAUGAAGUCUGCGGACAGAGCGUUUAUGGCUGCACAGAAGUGUCAUAAAAAAACCAUGAAGGACAGAUAUGUUGAAGUCUUUCAGUGUUCAGCUGAGGAGAUGAACUUUGUGUUAAUGGGGGGCACUUUAAAUCGAAAUGGCUUAUCCCCACCGCCAUGUAAGUUACCAUGCCUGUCUCCUCCUUCCUACACAUUUCCAGCGCCUGCAGCAGUUAUUCCUACUGAAGCUGCCAUUUAUCAGCCCUCUCUACUUUUGAAUCCACGGGCACUGCAGCCUUCCACAGCAUACUACCCAGCAGGCACUCAGCUCUUCAUGAACUACACAGCAUACUACCCCAGCCCCCCAGGUUCGCCCAAUAAUCUUGGCUACUUCCCUACAGCUGCUAAUCUUAGCAGUGUCCUUCCACAGCCUGGCACGGUGGUCAGAAUGCAGGGCCUGGCCUACAAUACUGGAGUUAAGGAAAUUCUUAACUUCUUCCAAGGUUACCAGUAUGCAACCGAGGAUGGACUUGUACACACAAAUGACCAGGCCAGGACUCUGCCCAAAGAAUGGGUUUGUAUUUAAGGGCCCCACCAGUUAGACCGUCCUCAGAGAAGAAGUGUUUGAAAGCUGUCUGGUGAUGCUGCAACCAUCAGACACAAGACAACGUCUAGCAACGUCAGGGGAAGUUUGUCUACACUCAGGAGGCAGUAUUUUCAGCAAACGUGAUUGGACAGGGGCCUGGGCCCUAUCUUUUGGUAGAAUGAAAAAUUUGAGCCAGUGAAGCCAAAUCCUAAUAGCAAGCAGCAUGCCUAGCUCCCUGCUGGUUGCAUUUAAAAUGUGAAUUGAAAAUUGGUUGUCUCAAUUACUUCCAGCCAACAUGGCAUCAUAGGUAUUUCUUAAGUUUGAUGUCUUGGGCGGGGGGUGGGGUGGGAAUACUCCACUUAUGUCUACUAUCUGCACCAGGAACUCUGUUAUGGAAACUUCAUUUUCGUGUGUUCCCACUGUUCUCUUUCUCUCUCCCUACUUUCUAUACAAUCAUGCCCUAUUAUGAAGUAAUUCAAGAAUAAGUUCUUGGAGUACUUGAAUCCCAAACUUUAGAAAUAAAACUAAUAUUUUCUCAGUCUCUUGGCCAUCAUGAUGUCUUAUAGUUUAAAAAAAAAACAAAAACAAUUUUUAAACAAGUUGGAAUAAAUUAGAAAUAGUGCACCCACCACAAAACAUACAUAGUUUAAAAGUUGGACCCUUUUCUCAGCAGGUAUGAAUUGUAAAUAAAUGAACUAGGGGCCAAAAUGCAAAACCAAAAAUGAAGCAGCUACAUGUAGUUAGUGAUUUCUAGUUUGAUCUGUUACUGAAUAUUGUGGCUUCAUAUGUAUUAUUUUAUAUUGUACUUUUCCCAUUAUUGAUGGUUUGGACCUUAAUAAGAGAAAUUCCAUAGUUUUAAAUAUGACAAAAAUGAGAUUAUUUGAACAGUGUAUUCUAGAAAGCAGUGUACUAACUGAACUUGUGUAUAUUAAGAUAGCCUUAAACCUCUAACUCCUUAACUGUCAUAUAAUGAAAACUUUUUAAAGCAUAGGAUUAUAGUCAGCAUGCUACACGGAGAGGUAAACACUGAUGCGGUUAGAGCAGGUACUGAUGCUGUCGGUAUUUAGCACUGUGUGUUUAGCUGUGUUUAUGCUUGCUACAGAAGUGCAAUAUUAGACACUAGCUAGCUAGUACAGCUGCCUCAUGUUACUCCAAAGAGGAAAAUAGGACUUCAUUAACUUAGUGCACAUUUAAGUUACUCAUCUUGUCCUUUGCUUGAAUGCAAUGCCAUGCAGAUUUCCAUGGCUGUUAAUUUUAUUUACUUUGACUAACACCUUGGAAAAACAAACAUCCCCUCUUCAGCUGCCCAGGAAUGGGUCCGGAACUGCAGUAGGGGAAAAAAAAAAAAAACCAAAACCAUUUUGUGUGAAAAUUGGGGAUAACUGGCACUUAAGAUCCGAAAAAAAGUUCUUAAUACUUGAUGCCUUAAGAUGCUGUCUGCCCAAAGCUCUGAAAGACUUUGAUAGGCAAUAAUACUUACAAUACUACUGAGUUUUUGUAGAAUAUUUACAUUUGAUAAUAAA
Artibeus jamaicensis (Jamaican fruit-eating bat) is the source of this 3828-nucleotide messenger RNA. RefSeq names its product epithelial splicing regulatory protein 1 (gene ESRP1). The transcript has 16 exons. Gene Ontology annotation, molecular function: mRNA binding. The coding region runs from base 260 to 2305 and encodes 681 amino acids. The record is from RefSeq and is a predicted model, not a curated record. Gene Ontology annotation, cellular component: ribonucleoprotein complex; nucleoplasm. Gene Ontology annotation, biological process: regulation of RNA splicing. NCBI's taxonomy places the organism in Eukaryota, Metazoa, Chordata, Mammalia, Chiroptera, Phyllostomidae.